Rhopalosiphum maidis (corn leaf aphid) is the source of this 1437-nucleotide messenger RNA. RefSeq names its product mitotic checkpoint protein BUB3 (gene Bub3). The record is from RefSeq and is a predicted model, not a curated record. NCBI's taxonomy places the organism in Eukaryota, Metazoa, Arthropoda, Insecta, Hemiptera, Aphididae. Gene Ontology annotation, cellular component: bub1-bub3 complex; kinetochore; mitotic checkpoint complex. The transcript has 6 exons. Gene Ontology annotation, biological process: mitotic spindle assembly checkpoint signaling. Gene Ontology annotation, molecular function: ubiquitin binding. The coding region runs from base 352 to 1338 and encodes 328 amino acids.
UUUCUGGCUUCAGCUUCUGCUUAGACGCUUAGUGUAAUAUGUUAUGUAUCCUGACGGUUACGAUUUUCGAUUUACUUACACCUAAAUUAUGUUUAUUAUGAAUAACUUAUUCUUUUUUUGAAAUUUGAUUAUAUAUAUAUAUAUAAAUAUUUUCGUUAACAUUAUUCAAUUGAUUAUUAAUAAUUUGAUUAUUUGAUUAGCAGCGAUAAAUACAAAAAUCAUAUUAGUAAAAAUUUUUAAAUAACAGAAACAAUAUUUUUGUAAUCGUUUUUAUAAUUCAAUAAUUUAUUAUUGUAAACACAUGAGUAUUUUCUUAUUCAAGUAAAUUUCAUACUUUAUACCUAGUUAAAUAUGAUAGGCGAGUCCAGAUCAGAGUUUAGACUUAAAAACCCGCCAGAAGAUGGAAUAUCAUCUGUAAAGUUUGGACCUAAUUCAUCUCAGUUUUUAUUAGUAUCAUCUUGGGACUGUUCAGUUCGACUUUAUGAUGUCCAGGCGAAUAGCAUGCGUACAAAGUAUACACAUGAUCGGCCAGUAUUGGAUGUUAGCUUUCAGGAUGCAGUUCAUUCAUUUAGUGGUGGUCUGGAUAACAAGUUAAAAAUGUAUGAUUUAAAUAGUAACUCAGAAAGUGUCCUAGGCUCACAUGAUAAUGCGGUACGCUGUGUUGAGUAUUCAAAUGAAGUAAAUGUAGUUUUAUCUGGUGGUUGGGAUGGUAAUGUUAAAAUGUGGGACACAAGAACAUCUCAAUGUGUUGGAACUCUCCCUCAACCAGACAAAGUUUUUACUAUGAGUAAUGUAGGUGAAAAACUUGUUGUUGGUACUGCUGGAAGAAAAGUAUUUGUUUGGGAUUUAAGAAACACGGCAUAUAUAAUGCAAAGGAGAGAAUCAAAUUUAAAGUUUCAAACAAGAUGUAUACGUUGUUCACCAAAUAAACAAGGUUAUGUGUUAAGUAGUAUUGAAGGAAGGGUAGCUGUUGAAUAUUUUGAUACAGCUCCAGAAAUUCAGAAGAAAAAGUAUGCUUUUAAAUGUCAUAGAAUAAAAGAUAAUGAUAUUGAAUGCAUUUACCCUGUAAAUGCUAUCAGUUUUCAUCAAGUAUUUAAUACAUUUGCCACUGGUGGUUCUGAUGGAUAUGUAAAUAUUUGGGAUGGUUUUAAUAAAAAAAGAUUAUGUCAAUUUCAUCGUUACAAUACAGGAAUUACAUCUCUAUGCUUUAGUCAUGAUGGUUCAUCUUUGGCCAUUGGUAGUUCUUAUAUGUAUGAACAAGACGUACAUCCAGAUCCAAUACCAGAAAAUAAUGUUUAUAUUAGAUAUGUUACUGAUCAAGAAACCAAACCUAAAUAGUUUUAUUACAUAAAUACAUUUUUAUUAUAAACAGUAGUUUUGUGAAUUUCUUAAUUUAUCAUGAUUAAAUUUACUAUUUUUUUUUUUAUCAUUAAAUGU